AUGUUACUAAUAACUUCGACCGCACUGUUUGCGGUUUUUUUAAUAUGCGAAGCUGUACCGACACCUUCGAAUAAUAAAGAUGGCGGUGGAGCUAUCGGUGAGUUGCCAGAGAACUGGGAUCAAACUAAAGAUGACACCCAAUCUCUUUUCUUAAACAAGAGCGAUAAAAAUGACUUAGAACCUUAUCCCUUGGCUCUUAGUGAGGAAGGUAAUAUGGAAACAGGAAACUCGGAAGGCUAUGAACAAGGAGUAGAUCAGAGAUUCGAUUCACCUCAGCCUAAUGGAGAACUAAACAAUUUUAUAAUGCGGCCUGAAUUAUACGGCGAACCUCCAGCAAUGGAGAGUUUGGCCUCGGGCUAUGAGUCACGGAGACGUAAACGAGGAAGCGGCACAAAAGUUGGCGGCGCAGGCGCUGCAACUAAAGUAGCCACAAAAUCUGGUUCGGGCAAGAAAAAUCUAAAACCAGAAGAGCACGAUAGCCUUUCGCCAGUAGAUUCGAUGACUCACGAACACGACGCACAUCGCCGCAAGCGCGGUAGUGGUACUAAAGUAGGCGGUGCGGCCGCUUCUGCCAAAACUGCCACCAAAAAUACCGGCGGCAAUAAAAAGAAUUUCAGGCCCGUCUCAGAACGUCGCAAACGAGAUUCUGGUCUGAGCGCUGCUGAUGUCCGAGCUCUGCUAAAUUUGUGGGAGGCGCAGGAACGCAAGAAACAGGAAUGGAACGCAAACCAAUGGGCGGCAGAUCGUUACUAUGGACGUGUCAACACUGAAGACGAUCAACCCGAAGUUGAUGAGAAUGGUGACAUAUGGUAUAAAGAACCUGUUGUAACCGCUCCCCGUGAACAAGAAUAUCCUCACCACUCGUAUUUCUCAGAACAAAAGCAUAUGGGUUUGGCCAGAGGCUAUCCGGAAAUGUAUCCUGUAGGACCCGCUGAGUUAGCACAAAGAUACGAAGAGGCUCGACGCAAGAGGCAAUACGCUAAUAAGAUGAAGCGAUUCAUGGUUGCGAGGAAACGCUCUGAUGGAGUGAUGCACCAGAAUACAUAUCGGCCUCGUGAUGACCUUUACACACUCGCUGAAUUACUGCGCUCUGCACCUCGAGUGCAAGAACAAGAUAUCCCCGUGUAUCGACGACUGAUACUUUAA
Molecule: messenger RNA, 1146 nt
Organism: Arctia plantaginis
Lineage: Eukaryota; Metazoa; Arthropoda; Insecta; Lepidoptera; Erebidae
Source: the annotation of a GenBank genome assembly